CGCCGUGCGUGGACCCGCGAUCAAUUCAUAUUUUCUUUCUUUCUCCCCAAAAUAUAAUAAAUAUUUCUAUCCUCCUCUUUCGGAUAAGCCUCCUUCAACUUGCACCAUGUUUCUAAAUAUAUUUUAUUUAAUAACAUUCUUUUCUUUUUCCUUAGUUUUUUCUUCCAUGCUUCACACCACCCAAAACCCAACGAAAAUUCCACACAAUUCUCUUACCAUUUCUUAGCAUAUCCAACUCCAUCCAUGCCUUCUCCACCGAAACACCAAAACUUAACAAUAAUUUCAAUUUUUUGUCCUUAAUUAUUCAUCAUUACCUUGUAAUUUUGUCUUGCAGUGCAAAAGGGUUAUGUCUAUAAUAGCGUCAUAUUCACAUUUUGUAUACCAAAAACUUCACCACAGAGAUGAACACUAUAUUUCCUCUUUUGUAAGUGCCAAAGAUUCUCCGUUUUGGCGUAAGAGUUGUUUUGGGAACAUAUUGAUUGAAAACAGAAACAGAGAAGAGAGGAAGAUUAGAAGAAGAAAUUUUCGUGUGGAAUCUAUGUGGCCAGAUUUGUCAAGACCAAGUACGGUUGAAAUGGAAGUUCUUAAUGAUUCUGAACAGCUUGAUCAAAUUCUAGUUCAUGCUCAACAAAACUCUGAGCCUGUUAUUAUUGAUUGGAUGGCUGCUUGGUGCAGAAAGUGCAUAUAUUUGAAGCCAAAGUUGGAAAAAUUAGCAGCUGAAUUUGACACCAAAACUAAAUUUUACUAUGUGGAUGUUAAUAAAGUACCUCAGUCUCUAGUCAAGCGUGGCAACAUUUCUAAAAUGCCAACAAUUCAGCUUUGGAAAGAUGGAGAAAUGAAAGCAGAAGUGAUUGGAGGUCAUAAGGCAUGGCUAGUUAUUGAAGAAGUCAGAGAAAUGAUUCAAAAGUAUAUAUAAUGUCGUCUUUUCUUUUUCUUGAUACUGAUCUUUUCCUCUCCUAAAUACCAAAAAUCAAAUCUUGUAAUAUUUUUAUUGUGUGUAAUUGUGUAUCAUAUAUAAAACAAAAGGCUUACUUUCA
Messenger RNA from Lathyrus oleraceus (garden pea), 1037 nucleotides. RefSeq names its product thioredoxin-like 3-1, chloroplastic. Bases 347 to 916 code for a protein of 189 amino acids. Gene Ontology annotation, cellular component: chloroplast stroma. The record is from RefSeq and is a predicted model, not a curated record. The transcript has 5 exons. NCBI's taxonomy places the organism in Eukaryota, Viridiplantae, Streptophyta, Magnoliopsida, Fabales, Fabaceae.